This is a messenger RNA of Capsaspora owczarzaki ATCC 30864, 1533 nucleotides long. RefSeq lists its product as hypothetical. NCBI's taxonomy places the organism in Eukaryota, Filasterea, Ministeriida, Capsasporidae. The record is from RefSeq and is a predicted model, not a curated record. Bases 1 to 1533 code for a protein of 510 amino acids. The transcript is spliced from 3 exons.
AUGACCAUGUCGAGCUUCAAGCCGACAAGCUCCUGGUUGGUGCCAUUGGACAAACGCGAGACAGCCAGCACCUGCAGCACGGGCACCAACUUUGCCCUCGAGUCGUGCUACUCGCGUGAUGGCUGCUCGAACGGCAAUGUCAACACAGGCCUCGAUCCAUCUGCUGCCGUUUGGCCAAUUCUCGCCAAGACCCGCAUCCUCGAACUCAACAGCACAAUCUCGCGUGUUGAAUCCUUGAUCCAACUAGGCGAGCCGCACCUCUCCGCCGAGUUGCUUGUUGCGCAAAUUGCUCGCGACACGCUGUCAGCGCGUUUCGAGAGCCAAGUUGUCGACUCACGCACAAGCAUGGACUUGGCCAAGCUGUCCGUCGAACUCGAGGUGGUCGAUCUGCAAAACGAGCUGUCUGCGUCCCACACUCGCCAAGAGUCCGAUCUGCCGACCAAAACGGUUGCUCUCGAGCAGCUGGAGCUGGACGCUCGUAUGGCAUCUGCACGAGCGACAAUCAACAUGCCUGGGAGUGGCGUGACGUCGUACAAGAACAUUGGCAUGCUCGGAUUCGGAUACCACAUCUUCAAGGGCAACCCUCUUCCGUCGUCCGGUGUCGAUCCCGGGUUCACCUUGCCUGUCCUCAAGGUGGAUUACUCGAUGCGUCGCAUGACCGCUGAUGGCAGCACGAUGCUUCCUGACCGCGUCGCCGUCAUUCCGUACGCUUCCGCGCAGUUUGACAGUCGUUCCCACCUCGUAACGACCUCGUCGGAGUACGCAGAAAGCUUGGAAGUGGACGUGUCCAUCGAAACCUCCUUCUCGUUCAGUGCUCUCGUUGAAGGUGGAGGUGCCAAGUUUUCGGCGUCGAACGACUACAAGCAGGCCUCAGAGAUGCAUCAGUCGUCCGAAUCUGUUUCAAUCACCACCAUUGGCACCGUCUUGACAUAUGUGGCAGAGUUCCUGGAUGACACGCCUCCGCUCGCCGACCAUGUCAUUGAGAUGUUCAACGCGCUCCCGCCGCCCGCGUGCUGUGAUGGUCUUGUGCUUCCCUCGCACGCUGGAGUGAGCAAGGAUCGUUCGGCGUGCACCGCAAUCCAUGCAAACUGUGGCGACCUUUACCUUCGGUUUUUGGACAAGGUGGGGACCCACACCCUCAUCGGCGUCCACAUGGGCGGGAAGUCCAUUCGAGUGUACACCAUGGCACAAACCGAGUUUGAGUCGAGCGUGGAACAGUCGGAUGCGUUCAAGUCAUCAUUGUCGCUUUCGUCUUCUGGAAUCGAGUCGAGCUCCAUCGACACGUCCUUGAGCAUCAACAAGCAAAGCUCCCUUAAGCAAGCCGUCAAGGAUCGCACCGAGUCCCGCCGCGAGACGUUCAUGGGUGGUGACCCAACCGCAGGCACAAAUGAUCCGGAAGACCCCACAAACAUGGACGGUGACAAGGAGUGGAGCACGACGGUGUCGAAGAAUCCAGUUCCGAUCAAGUACGAGUGCGAGUGCCAGCGCCGCACGCAGGUUCACAGGAUGACCACGUCGACACUUCCCACUUGA